AUGGCAACAAAAAAAUUAUCGAAAUUAUUUAAAGGAAAAAUAAAUGCACAACGUUUGCCACCUAUACCUAUAACUAAUGAACAAACAUUAACAACUAAUAAUGGAGAACUUCCAAUUUCUAUAUUAAAACAAUCAAAACCAUUUGUAGAAAAUCUAACAACUGAUAAUCGUACAAUUCCAUUUGAUGAUGAUGAUCUCGAAAGUUCACGAAUUAUGUUUGAAAAAACCCGAGAAGAUGUACUUUUACUUCUUGAUAAUUAUCCAUCAAAAAUUCCACUUUUUUCUUCGACAGAUCAAAAUAAUGAAUUAGUCGAUACAUUUCCAGCACCGCUCAGUGAUCGAUUAGCAUCGUCGCGUUACUGUCGUCGGUCUGUAAGCAGUGCUUGUAGUCGUCGGUCGUCAAUUCUUUUUCAACGUCAUCCUAGUAUUCCUCAUGAUACAGCACAACUUCAACGUGAAGAUACAUUUGAUACCGUACGUGAAAGCUUCAGUGAAAAUAUUCGUUCAUCAUAUACACCUUUACCACCAAUACCGAUUGAUCCACCAUCCAAUUUAUCAAAAUCAUUAGUAAUUCCAUCAAUAGAUCCAUUUCAAAGCAUAUCACCUCCAUUAAUUAGUACAGAAGAAAAACCGGAUAUACAAGAAAAAAAAGACGAAUUUACUCGACGUAUACUUUCGAAAAGUCUUCAUCGUGAACCAUCUGCUUCAGUAACAGAUAAAACUAUGGAUUCACCGACACUUGUACAUAAAUCACCUUUAGUUAAAUCUGGUAUUACACCACGAUUACAAAAACCUGUUGUUGAGAAUCGUCGUGUGAAUAGUGUUGAAAGACAUGCCCCAGCAGUUCCUAAUAAAUGUAAAAUUUCAACAGCAUGUAGUACUACUUCAGUGAAUACAAGUCAACAACGUUUUGGAAAAUUUUCUCUAGAUAUUUUUCAACCACAAUCCAAAUGUAAUUCAACAACAGCAACAACAAUAACAACAACAACAACAACAGUAUCGAAUAAAAAAUUAAUAACAGCAAAUAAUAGAACAAAAGUUGUAUCAAAAACUAAUAUACCAAAAGUAAAAGUUAUUAAUUCAGUUACUUCUAACGAAGAAUCUAUUCAAUCUAACAAUGACGUCAUUCCUCCUUCUUCGUCAUUACUUUCUGUAUCCAAUGAAACAUUUCAAGUGUCAAAUAUUGCGACAACAGAAACAGUACCUCCUCUCAUUGUCAAUACUGAACCUAUUUCUUCUCCACAAACUGAACAACCAAAAUUUAGUAAUUUUAUUCAACAAAAACGUCAAUCAUCUUCUUCAAGUAAUUUACAUCGACAUUCACAUGCAGUACCAAAACCAUUAACAUUACAAGGAGAAAAAACUGUUGACAGUGAUUAUCCUCAAACAAUUACAAGACCUGUUGCAUCAACUAUGGCUGGCUGUCAAAGACGAGGAAGUUUGAAAGGUCAACCAACAAUUACGGACUUAUUUGAAGAUACACAUGUAGAUAUACAAAAACCUCUUGUGAAGCCUGAAUCAACACCUACAACAAAUUCAUCAAACAUAAAAAAGAAAAUAUCAAGACCAAAUCUUUUAAAAAGUGCUAAACCAAAAAAACCAAUUGUUGCAAAUAAACCUAAAUCAUCACCAAUAGUUAAUAGGAAAGUUGACAUGAAAUGUCAAAGUACAAAUACAGAAACAGAAACAGAAAUAAAUGAAGAAAAUCAAUCAGAUAAGAGCCCAAUGACUGUGAGUGGUCCUAAUUGGAUGGUAACUGUUCAACCACAAAUUAUGAAAGAUGAAGAAUUUGAAUCAUCAUUUUUCCCUCCAAUAUCUACUAUUGAUGAUGAAGAAAUACCAUCAUGUACAUCACCUAUAGAUGAAUUAGACGAAUCACAAACAACACUUAUGACAAGUUUUGGUGAUACUGAAAGACAGCAUAGUAUUGAUUCCUCUCAUGCAGUAGAAAUCAGUCCAGUUCUAUCACAAAUUAUCGAACAUCCUGUUGAAUCUUAUCGAGCAAUAGAAAUCAGUCCAGUUCUAACACAAACUAUCACACAUGUUAUUGAAUCAACUUCUCAAACAUCUAAACCCAACGAAUCUUCACUUAUCAACUCGGAUAUUCGUACUGUCUAUGAAACAGUUAAAGAGUCUUUUCGCAAAGAUUCAUCAUUCCAUUCAUUACCAUCCCAAUCAAAUGAAGAAGAAGUCGGAUCUAUCAAACCAUCACUACCCACAUCAAUCAAAAGUAUAUCAUCAUAUAAAAAAACAUUACCAUUUGAAACGACAACCAGUAUUACACAUACAUAUAAUACUUCAGAUACAGGUCUUACCAUUGGACCAGCUUUACGUGUUGUUAAUGAUAGUUUGAACAGUCGAGGUAGUGAAACGAUUGAUUCGACUAGUAGUCAUGAAGAUUAUGGUACAACACCCUUGUGUAUUGAAGCAGAUUGUGAUGAAAUCUAUCGAACAGCACGGAAAGGUCGACAAGUUGGAAAAGGCGCAUAUGGUGUUGUUUGGUCAUAUUUAACAAUUACUGGACGUGUUAUUGCCGUUAAAGAAAUUGAACUUGAUGAUGAUGAUACUGAUCGUUUACGUAAUGAUUAUGAAUCCGUACGUGAAGAAAUUAAUAUACUUCGAGCACUUAAUCAUCCAUAUAUUGUCAAAUUUCUUGGUAUAUCAUUAGAAAAUACACGUUUAGUUAAAAUUUUUAUGGAAUAUCUUCCAAAUGGUACAAUUGAACAUUUAAUAUUAUCUUUUGGUCCAUUUCAUAAUGAUGUUCUAAAAAAAUAUACGCAACAAAUCGUUGAAGGCGUUGCUUAUCUUCAUGCUAAUCAUGUUGUUCAUCGUGAUAUAAAAGGAAAAAAUAUAAUGCUUGAUGUUGAUGGUAAUAUAAAAUUAAUUGAUUUUGGUUGUGCGAAACGAUUGAAAAAUAAUCAAAAUACACAUUCAAUGCGACAAAUACUUAAAUCAAUGAAAGGUACAGCUAAUUGGAUGGCACCAGAAGUAAUAGCAGAAACUGGACAUGGAAAAAAAGCUGAUAUUUGGUCAAUAGGAUGUACUCUAUGUGAAAUGGCUACUGGUAAACCACCUUGGUCAUCUGAACAUAGUCAUUUGGCUGUUCUAUUAAUUAUUGCUAAUGGUACUAAACCACCAGCUGAUCUACCUGAUACUUGUCCUGCGUCAGGUCAAGACUUUUUUCGUUUAUGUUUAACACGUGAUCCAUCAGCACGACCAUCAGCAAAAGAUUUAUUAGCUCAUCCAUUUUUAGCUUCCUAA
Messenger RNA from Adineta steineri, 3261 nucleotides. NCBI's taxonomy places the organism in Eukaryota, Metazoa, Rotifera, Eurotatoria, Adinetida, Adinetidae. The record is from the annotation of a GenBank genome assembly.